Closterium sp. Yama58-4 is the source of this 477-nucleotide messenger RNA. The record is from the annotation of a GenBank genome assembly. NCBI's taxonomy places the organism in Eukaryota, Viridiplantae, Streptophyta, Zygnematophyceae, Desmidiales, Closteriaceae.
AUGUCUGACAGUUCAGGAACUUCGGGCGGCGGAUUGGUGUUCUGCCGAUUGUUGUUCGGAGUGGUUGUGGUCGGCGGGGUAAUGGUCGGCGGUGUGUUAAGUGGCAGGGUGUCGUUAGGCGGGGUGUCGUUCGGGGGGGGGGGGUUCGGGUUGUUGUUGGUCGGGGUGUUGUGCGGCGGGGUGGUGUUCGGGGGCGAGUUCGGCGGGGGGGUGUUGUUGGUCGGGGUGUUGUGCGGCGGGAUGUUGUCAGACUGCUCCCUGGCCAUUCGAGGCCGUAUUCCUUCCUCCCACCCCUACCCCCACCCUUCCUCAGGCCGCGCUGCACCUACUAGGCGAGUAGCUGGAUGCGCGCCGCCCGUAUCCGAUUCUGCACGGCUGCUCGGGCGUGCUGCGGCCGGGCCGCAUGACGCUGCUGCUGGGGCCGCCAGGUUCCGGCAAGUCAACGCUCUUGCAGACGCUCGCGGGCUGUCCGGAUAA